AUGGGUCAGGAAGAGUCCUCCAUGAGUUACAGCGGCCCGCCCGCAACGCUCACUGAGCGGAGCUUGGCCGCUGUCGCAGAUUACAUCAAGUCAGGUCGUUGCAAGCGUAUUGUGGUUCUGACUGGCGCUGGUAUCUCUACUGCUGCUGGAAUCCCCGACUUUCGAUCGCCUGGAACAGGUCUUUAUGCCAACCUCGCUCGUCUCAAUUUGCCCUACGCCGAAGCCGUCUUCGAUAUCUCCUACUUUCGCGAGCACCCCGAACCUUUCUAUGUUCUAGCAAACGAAUUGUAUCCUGGGAAAUUCCACCCGACCGUAUCGCAUGCCUUCAUUGCUCUCCUCGCCCGCAAGAACCUCCUCCAAAUGCUUUUCACUCAGAACAUCGAUUGUCUUGAGCGCGUGGCUGGAGUACCUUCAGACAGGAUUAUCGAGGCUCACGGAAGUUUCGCAAAGCAGCGCUGCAUCGAGUGUAAGGAAGAGUAUCCGGACGACAAGAUGAAGGAGCACGUCUUUGGAGGCAAGGUCCCCCAUUGCGACAAGGAAGGUUGCGAGGGACUCGUCAAGCCUGAUAUUGUCUUCUUUGGCGAACCUCUGCCCAAGGCUUUCGACAACAAUACUUUCCAAGUCGCAAUGGCAGACCUGGUCUUGGUUGUUGGCACAAGUCUAAGCGUGUACCCCUUCGCUGCCCUACCAGGUUUGGCGCAAGAGGGAAAACCUCGUGUGCUAUUCAACAUGGAGCAGGUCGGUCAGCUUGGAAGUCGAUCUGACGAUGUCAUGGAGCUGGGCGAUUGCGACUCAGGCAUCCGCAAGUUCGCUGAUGAGCUCGGCUGGCGCGACGAGCUCGAGGCGCUGUGGAAAGAGAUCGUCGGUGAUGCCGAGGCAGAUAGACAGAAUAGUGGUAGAGAAAAGGAGGCGGUGCAAGAUGAAGUCGAGCGCUUGGCAGCCGAGGUCGGAGCUGUUGUCAUCGACGACAAGACCGACGACAAGACUGAUAUCAAGCAAGAUACAAAGCAGGAUGUGCUUUCGUAUAACGAGCCAACCAAGAUUGAAGAGGAGCAAUCCAAGACUGAGAAGAAUAACUCAGAGCCCGCAGCUGCACCUUCAUCUACAACGGCCGCAGAGGACGAGGGCAAGGAGUCACCAAAGACCGAGCAACUCAAGCCAGAGAAUCUCGAGGAAAUCGAGGCCGAGGCAGCCAGGACAGAGUCACUGGUCACAGAACCCCCCAAGCCACAGCCAUCGAAAGAGGAAACAUUACAAACAGACACGCCCACUGCUACACCCGCAGAAUCCAUUUCUAAAGAAGAAGAGAGCAAGUCUAAAUUCUGA
Fusarium poae is the source of this 1326-nucleotide messenger RNA. RefSeq lists its product as uncharacterized. NCBI's taxonomy places the organism in Eukaryota, Fungi, Ascomycota, Sordariomycetes, Hypocreales, Nectriaceae. The record is from RefSeq and is a predicted model, not a curated record. The transcript has 2 exons. Gene Ontology annotation, molecular function: NAD+ binding. Bases 1 to 1326 code for a protein of 441 amino acids.